AUGAAGAAAGUGAUCCUCACCUUGCCCCCAGGCUAUCCGCAUAGCAUGUCCUACUACCAGGUAUUCGUGAAUCCGUUCGCUGCCGGUGAAAUUAUUGUACGGAAUAUUACGGUGGAUCGAUUCGUGCCCCCAAAUAUUCGAUUCCGACUCAACAACAACUCCCUUCAGAUGCUCACUCAUUCCGGCUAUGUUCAGGCAGCAGCGGACUGGGAACUACGCUCUGAACUGUUGAGUGUUCUUGAAGUUCCUCUGAUGGGAACCAUCCGGAUACAGAUGACUGGACUGAUAUCGGAAAUCGAUAUGGCGAAUGUCACCCCCGACAGACUAGAAGUGAGCAACUGUGUUGCUCGUAUUCGCGAUCUCCGCCUGAAUCUUCACGGUAGCGUUGUUGCUAACGUGCUUCAAUUGUUCAGAGCGAGCUUCGUGAAGGGUAUACGGAGGAAGCUUGAAGAGGUAGAUUUAAGUCGUAGUAAAAGUACUUGCUCGCAUGACACCUGUCAGGAAGGGCAAUCAAGCAAAGGUAAACGAAAGUCAUACUGGCAAGCACAGGAAAUCGAAACAGGCGAUUUACAACUGUAA
This is a messenger RNA of Cooperia oncophora, 579 nucleotides long. The record is from the annotation of a GenBank genome assembly. NCBI's taxonomy places the organism in Eukaryota, Metazoa, Nematoda, Chromadorea, Rhabditida, Trichostrongylidae.